CAUCUAUAAAUUUUAAUGAUCUACUUGAAAUAUUGUUACAGUGAUGAAUGGUAUUCCUAUGUAACAUUUUAUUCAGCGAGAGCAGCUACAUUGGCAGUACAAGAGAAUGGAAAGUUAAUUUUUGGGGGACAGCGUUUGAAGAUAAUAUAUUCCCCAUUUCCAAGGCCAAAGCAGACAAUUGCGCUUUCUCUUGGAAAGGCACAAGAAUUGUUAACCUAUUACUUUGGGUUUAAUUGCUGGACUUCUGAGGUAGUUUUUUUGGAGAGAGAGUUAGAACCUGCUGAACCUAACUCAGUUCAGUACUUAUGCUUGGUUCGUGUGAAGAUGCCCAAAGAAGGUCUUUGCAGUGAGGGUCUUGGACUAAGCAGUGUCCCUUGUAACAUGAGUUCGCCAGUCUCCCGCGGAAGUGCUUUUUCAUGUUCACAGAAGUUUGCCAUGCAUGCUGCUAUGAAAUCUGCUUUUUCCAAAUUCAUAAUUAUUGUCUUGAGCAAUGGAAAAGUGACAGUUGAAGUUGAUACAACAAAGCAAGAACCUUUGAUAUAUGAUUCUGCUUGGGAUAAGCCUGUCGUGAAG
Messenger RNA from Macrobrachium nipponense, 573 nucleotides. RefSeq names its product RAD52 motif-containing protein 1-like. Gene Ontology annotation, cellular component: nucleolus. Lineage: Eukaryota; Metazoa; Arthropoda; Malacostraca; Decapoda; Palaemonidae. The record is from RefSeq and is a predicted model, not a curated record.